GACCGUUGUCAUGGCUUGUCUCGAUUUGAAACUAGUACAGUUUUAAGUUUAAGACUACAGUACCAUUUUUAAUCAUUUUAAUUUAUCAAAAAUAAUUUUAAAAUAAAUUAUACUUAUACAAACUUAACAAACUAAUAAAUUUUAAUAAACCCACGCCCACUGUCAAUGUCGACUAAAGACUAAAGUAAUUUAUCAAUGAUUCAAGGGUGUUCCUAGCACUGAGACUGACAAUAAUUAAAUAACUAUCUCCAGUUUCCUUGGCCAAGGCCUUUAAAGUUAGAGAAUGAGCUGGUAAGCAGUGUAAAGUUUUUUUUAAUAAUUUGUAAAUUAGGCCUAAUUUAAAUUUACAAAACUUAUGUUCUAUCUUAUAUUCUGUGAACUAUGUGAUUUAGACUUAAGAUUGGUUUGAUGGGAUAAUACAAUACAACGUAUCACCAUAUUAAGUGACAUUUCAUUACUACAAGUGAAAGUGUCAUCCGCACAGCUCUUCGAAUAAUGCAGAGCGUUAUCGGCAGACCGAAAUCUUCGAAUAAUGCAGGGCGUUAUUGGCACAUGGAAAUUUUUGAAUAAUGCAGAGCGUUAACGUCAGAUGGAAGUUUUUGCAUAAUUACGCAAAUUUCUAGAAAUAAUUAGGAUCAUGUUCGGGGGGUGGGGGUAGUGUUAAGUGGUGUAGGAUAGAUCGAUCUUUAAUGAGCAUGGCACAAACACAUUUUUCAAAACCAAAUGAAGUUUCCCUUGCCUCCAAAGGGAGUGGGGAGUAGUCAGUAGCAUUUUUCAAUACUUUAUUUUGACUUACAUUUAUGUUUACCCAGUUUAGAGAGGUCUUAAAAUUUAAAAUGAUGUCAAAGCUUGAUUAGGGUAUCAUUUAGUUUUUUAAAGCACUAUGAUAUUUCACCUAGUCCAGAGUUGCAGGGACAUGCCGUGCGACAGUGUUAUGGUGAAGAGAGGUGGCUGCAUAAGGCGGCCAUGUGAGAGAUGGGGAUUUUUUAUUUAAACGGCAGCGCGUUCGGCUAGCCAAAGGAGGGUCCCAGAGUCUAAUCCUGGUGAAGACUAGGAUUUUCCCUGCUUCUUGAGGGUGUCCCUGAGUCUACCCUGCUCUGGUGGGUACCUGGCAUUAGUUGAGGAAAAGUAAAGGUGGCUGGCCAUUGUGCUGGCCACACACUCAGUAUGCCAUAGCCACAGAAAUUUCUAAAUGCUGCUUACUUCAAUUGCCCCAUGGGUAGGCCAACGUGAUCUGAAAGGAAACUUUACUUUCCCAAGACUUGCAUCAUACGAAUAUACUGUGGGGUUCCAAAUAAUUUGUUUAUGCCUUUUUAUAUUUAGAUCCAUAGUUAAAAUAGUAACAGUAUGGCUUUUUGUUUCAAUUCAUCGACUUUUUUAACGACAUCUAAAAUUUUUUAUGUCAAAGAUAUGUGUUCAGUAUGUUCAUUUCAUAGUCUAUACAAGCAUUAUUUAAACUAUUUCUGGUACUUUUGUGAACAAAAUAUUUCCAGUAAGAAUGUGAAGCUAAGCACAUAAACUUUCAACUAGCUGACCACUCCAUGCGCAGAACUUUUUAUAUCGUUAUUGUUUAUUGCCGAUUUCCGGUCACUUAGACAGAAAUUACGCGACCAGCCGCAAAUAAUGCCAAGCAUUAUCGGCAGACUGAAAUCUUCAAAUAACGGCGAGCAUUAUGCGCAGAGCUGUGCGAAUAAUCACUUUGUUCCUAUAAAUAAACUAUAAUCACAUUAUGUCAUUACUACGGGUACUAGUCUAGCUUAAUUUAAUUGAUGCUUUUGGAUAGCUGGGUGAGUGAAUAAUAAUUUUGUAUACAACUAAUUCUUAUUUCACUCUUUACUCUCCUAGGCAUACAUAAUUUGAUAAUUAUUAAAUAUAUUUAUGAAAUUAUUUAGUAUUAGCCUUAUAGUAGGGCUGAGCCAGGUGCAUUUUUUUUUUUUAACACCCAAUCCUUGUCAGGGUUUUUGAGAAAAUACCUGGCAAAUCCAGGUCUGGAUGUUACAAUUAAACAGCCCCGAAAAACAAAGUGUUUCAUGUAAAUCCUUAAAAAAUGUAAUAUUAAUAGCACGCAAUGGGGAGUUAGGCUGACAAUUUUACAAAGUCAGUGUUUACCUUGUCCGGCGAACGACAAAUAGUGCUGGAGAUAUUCAUCAAGCGAGCAUGUCAUGCUUUAUUUAACAUUAUCACUUUUAAUCAUUUGUUCAUUAUUUAUACCAGCAAUGGUUCUAGUAUUUCUUUAGUAUAAUUGAACAUAUUUCUUUUUCAUGUACUUGUCCAGACUAUCUUGAAUUUAUUGAAAUGAAAUAACAUUGAUUGACUAUUAGUGGUCACAUGACAAGGCUGACGGACAAAUAUCUUGCGCAACUUUGUUACGGCGGUUAUGUGACUUGGUCGAAAAAAAUAAUAGCCGGACGAAUACAUGUAGACACUUCGUUUUUAAAAACAUGCAUACAAGUAAAGUGCUUUAUAAGAAUCCCAAUAAAUGGUCCCCCAAAGGCUCACAACUGCACAUAUUUUGUACACCCCUUAUCUAUAUUAAUAUUAUAAUGACUGCUUUUACACCGCAGAUUUAUUUUACCCACUAUUUCGGAAAAAAACAAAAGAAAAUAUUACGCAUCAAAUGCACGUGCAAUAUUUCUUUUUUAAAGAAUCUCUUUUAAUGCAGAUAUCAGGAAUUUUAUUUCAUGAAAUUAGUGGCAUCAUCUUUCCUUCAUCUUCCCCUUAAAAAACAGUAAAAAUUAUUUUUGGGGUUGAGGGGUGGAGCUGAAAAUUUUAAAGAAUGUGUUGACAUCACCAACGAGUCUAUGUGCCAAGUUUUAGCUCGAUGGUACAAUUUAUAUCAUUAUGACGAUACGAUCAUAGCCUUCCUUCAACAUUAAAUUACACUUCUACUGUUGAAUUCUAUGAAACAACUUAGAGAUCCUCCACACACACACUUAAACUUUGGCUACUCCAUAUUAGCAGUCAGUAAGCUUGUGAAUUAAAUAUUAAUUGUAAAAAGUUCCAUGAUCAUAACUAAAGAUAUGCAUCUUGCUAAGACAAAAAAAUUACACAAAAAUUGCAGUGAGUACAAUAUUAUGUUUUUAGCCUUACCGUUUCAUUUAAUUCAGUUUUCUAUUAUUAUUUUAUUAAUUUACAUAAAUAAACACAAAAUUAUGUAAAAAAAAAAAAAAAAAAAAAAAAAUAUUUUUUUUUAAAUUUUUUUUUUUUUUUUCCCCCCCAUUUGGUGGAACAUAUAAAUUAUAAAAAAUAAGAGGAUGGCUCUUUUUUUUUUUUUAAACACCCAGACAUGGUUCUGUGUUUUUUGAGGGUCUGGGUAUGUACGCAGAUUUUCUGGGUUUACAGAUCAGUACCCAGCUCAGCCCUCCCUUAGGCUACUAAGUUUAGAUUAGACUAAUCUACACUAAUUUUUCAAUUAGUAUGCUGCGAAAUGGAAUAAUGCUAUAAAACAUGAUAAUAAUCAAUAGGCUUAAUACAAUAAAUUGAACUGAGCAUUUUGCCAUGAGAUAUAAUUUAAAGAUGAGGGUGUAAGUCUCACUCUGCAGCCCAAGUACAAUUUAAGAUUAAUAUCGAUUAGUAAUUGAAAAGUGAAGAAAAUAUUUAUUUAUUGUGCAUUGCUCUGUAUCUUUUCCAAGGAACCCAUUCAGUCGGUCAUCUUCAUCAUUAAAAAAACAGGUUAUAUCAAAACCAGUGAGUAUUUGAUUAAUUAAAUUGUAGAACUUUCGUAAUGAGAAUACAGAAGUAAUUUGAACAUCAAAGUUCACACUCACACACUAUUAGCAUGUUGAUUUACCUCAGUAUGCUUAAUGUUUCAUAGUUUGCACCACCUCGCUAUAGACAGUGUUCAUAUUUCUCAUAGAUUUUCAAACAUUUCACUUACCAAUGGUUGAAGCAAGAUUCUUGCAAAAGGAGAUUAUUUUUUCCACGUAAUGCAGGCACAGCUCUUCACAGUUGAACACACUCUCCUUUAGCAUUUCCCACAAGUAGGCAUCAGGUGGCUCACGAUCAGAGUAAGACGGGUAUGGGAAGUCAGUAUGACGUAAAAUAAUUAUUCAAUGAAAUUUUGUCUGCACCUUGAUAAUAGCCAUAUGGCAUCCUGAAGCAUUGCUUUCCUCAUCCUCAAUGAAAUAGGGGCCUAAAAUACCAGUGCUGAAACAGCACGUCAUAUCAUCACAUAUGUAUCACUAUCACUUAGUAGCAGUUUCUUGACAAUUAAUAACUGGCUGCUCAAAACCAAGGAAGCCAUUUGUCUGGCGAUUUGUGUAGCCAUCCAAGUAAAUGUGAUUUUUACAGAGAACCAUACAUUCCUAAAAAAUAUGGAUCCUCAUAUACCAUGUGCACAAAUGGUGGUACACAAUACAUAAUCCUGACUCACAUUUCUGGCUCUGUUGAGCAUUGUCCAACCAGUAUCAGGUAUGGAAAUGCGCUAUGUCCAUGGACAAAUGGUGAAUGGACGUAUCACUGGUGUUCAUUUUCAAAGAUGCUUGUCAUAGACUUGUGGGGCUAUGUAAAAUCUGCUGCAGAACUCCUCCAUGAUUCUCAUUUGUAGAAACAAUUUCUUGCCCACUAGUCUUACCCUUCCGUUGAGACAGUAAACUCCUAAAAAACAGCAAAUUUCUAUCAAUAGAUAGCACAACUCUGUUACUUUGUGCAAUCUUAUUAAAUCUCUCUCUUGGUAUUGUUUUGUCACCUUUUUAAAACUUGGGCCUCCUUCAAAAUAAGUUCCAUUUGAGCGAAAAUGUGCUCAACUAUGAAAAUAUUUACCUCCUUAGAGUAAUCUAUUCCCAACACAACUUCCUUGACACCUCAGGAAACAGUGGCAUAUGGAGCUAUUCUCCUUUGAAAAAAGCACAUACAUAUUCAAGGUGCAGCAGUUUCAGCACUGUUAAUUUUGGUGCAUACAGUAUCAUUGUAAAAUACAAUAAAUGGUGUCCAUGAUAGUAUAGAAAGCUGAGUCUGGUUGAUAUAUAUAGUCCUAAUGACAAAGACAUUUUGGUUGUAAAAUCUAAGGGUAUGAGUUGUAGUAUGUUCAGCAUUCCUUCUGAAUGCAAAGAAUAUAUAAAGGAAUUAAUUUGACUAACUACACUUUAAAAUAUAUUAACUUAAUAAUCAUAUAAGCUCCUUGUUCUGUGUUGUUUUCAACCCGUUUUUUUGUUUUGUUAGGAAUUAGUUUGGCUUCAAAACACACAAAAACUAUUUAACUUUUAUUUUAUUGUAGUCUCAACGCGAAUUUGAUGAAGCAGUUGAAAGACUAGAUAAGUAAGUACAAUCAACAAUGCUUAUAUUUGUAGAAAUUGUGUUAAAUUUAUCCAUCAGUCUCUAAAAUAAUUUUAGAUUUUUUGUGUUUCUCAUUAUUAUUAGGUUUAUAUUUGACAUUUUAAAGACUAAUUUUAAAAUAUAUUUUGCAAAUUAUUUAUAUGUGUAUAUAUAUAUAUAUAUAUAUAUAUAUAUAUAUAUAUAUAAUAUAUUUAUAUAUAUUUAUAUAUAUAUAUAUAUAAUUUGCAAAAGAUAUUUAUUUAAUAUAUAAAUAAUUGUAUUGUUUCAUUUUAAUUAUAUAGAUUAGAAGAGUUAACCAGGCGACUUUGUAAAGAUGUAAAAAAAUUAACAGAGGCUAAUAAUGGUAAAUAUAAUACUGAUGGCUGGUUCUCAUAUUAAGUAUUCAUUCAUUCAGUUAUAGUUUUGAUCGUCAAGCUUUUUGUUUCGUUAGGCAUACAAUAGUACUGUACAAUAACUGAAGAUAAGAUGAACUAUAUGUUAUAUUUAAAUUAAGAUAAUAUUUUACAUUUUAUGGUAUAUUAAACGCAAUGAAAAUUGCUUAGGUCAAGGCAUUAGAGAUAUUUUAAAACUUUUAUUAAUAUUGUUAACGAGUAAUAUGUUUUGAAAAGUUAAAUUGAAAUAAAUGUUGUUUGCACUUUUCUGUGGUACAAAGCCUUAGCAAAGUCAGAACAUAAGCUUUCUCAAGAUCUACUGCAAACCCAACUAUGUACGUCAGAAGAAAGCUUCAAAAAUUUAAUUAAAAAAUGGGAUGAUGAAAUGGAAAGAAUGGAAAAGAAUAUGACGGAUCGGGUAAGCUUUAACAGUUUUAACUUUAUAUGUCCUUUUUGUGGUUUUUGUUAUGUUUUGUUUUUGCAGGAAAUUUGUAUGAAGACUUUUACUUCUAGCUUUGCUCACUGUUACUCAUCCUGCUUUUAAUAUGAGAAAUUAAUCUCCUAUUUUAAUUUUAAUUGGUUCGUUGUAAACAGUGUCUAACAAAGGACGAUACCAUAGAGUCAACAAUAUUAAAGAUACGACUCUCAAAACAGUUUCUAGUUACAAUUAAUAAGAUUUAAUGAGUAUUAAUGUAAUUACAAAAGAAAAGAAAAUAUAAUGACAUUCUUUAACUUACAGUAUGGUAGAUCUUGUACCGGUACACAGUUAACACAGUUCGUAUAAUGUGCCGAUGAAUAAUGAUGAAAUGCGAAAUAAACACAUAUAUAAGAAUACAAAGAACAACACACGUCUCGUGAAGUUAAUAAAACCUAUCGUAAUCUCCGUCUGGAUCUCCUCCUCUCCAUAUCUGUCAAUCCCUUAUAUAGGUGGGUCUACUGACGCGUAAGCCCUGCCUUCCAGAAGCUACUCAGCAUUUGUUUACAUUUCUAGAACAAUCGAUAACAUUCUACAAAACACUAUGAGGCAGUCUUACAAGGGUUAAUUGGAAAGGCGGUAGUCAACAAGAUACAUCAAACGAAUAGGCCACGCCCACAACAACCGCUAACGUCUGCUAGGGAUCUAAUUUGGGUCAAGCAAAAUUCAAGCACGGGGGAAUCGUGUAAUAACGUUAUAGAUAACACCUUCCCUCUUAAAAGAAAAAAAUUUCAUUUUUCAAAAAUGGAAUUCUUUUUCCAUUAAAAUUUUUAAAAAGUACAUUUCUUCCUUUUAAAACAUUAGACCAAAAAGCUUCUUAACAGCUUAUAAACAAUAACAUAAGUUUUAUGUACAGUGAAAAUUAAUUUCUGGACAAAGUAUCUGCAAUGACAUGAUCUUUGCCUUUAAUAUGUUUGAUGUCCAAAUUAUAUUCUUGUAAAAAUAGACUCCAUCUUAACAAUCUUUGAUUUUUGGAGACCAUCUUAUUCGAAAAUGUUAAGGGAUUGUGAUCAGUAAAACAAGUACUGAAUGUAAAGAACAACUGACAUAAAAAUCAAAUUGUUGGAGAGCAAGAAUUAAACCUAAACAUUCUUUUUCUACAGUGGAAUAGUUUUUCUGAUGUGAGUUAAAUUUCUUUGAGAAAUAACAGACAGGAUGAUCUACACUGUGGUCAUCUUCUUGAAAAAGAACUGCACCAAUGCCAACAUCACUGGCAUCUACAGCUAAUUUAAACUGUUUGUUAAAGUCUGGUGCAAUUAGAACAGGAGCAUUAGCAAGUAUAUUUUUAAUGUUUUCGAAUGCUUCCUGACAAGCAAUGAAAUUUUGCAUUUUUCUUUAACAUAUUACUUAAAGGAGAAGCAAUAACUGAGAAAUUUUUGCAAAAUUUUAUAGUAACCUGCCAUUCCCAAAAAUCUCAUUAACUGUUUUCUAGUAAUGUGUGGUGGAAGUGAUACAAUAGCAUUUAUUUUAGCUUGAACAGGCUUUACAUGACCUUGACCCACUAUGUGACCUAAAUAUUCCAGUUGCAUGACAAAAUUCACAUUUAUUCAAAUUUACAGUUACAUUUGUCUGCAAAAAGUUUUUAAAUAGAUAUCUUAACUGUUUUACAUGAUUUGAAAAAUCUUGACUGUAAAUAAUUACAUCAUCAAUAUAGGCGCUGCAAUUUUCCUGGUCAGCAAUAAUGUUAUUGACUAGACGUUGGAAUGUAGCUGGGGCAUUUUUCAUUCCAAACGGCAUUACUUUAUAAUUGUAUAACCCAUCUGGAGUACAAAAAGCAGAGAUUUCUUUUGCUCUGUCAGAUAGAGGAACCUGCCAAUAACCUGAUAGUUGGUCUAUCUUGGUUACAUAUUUGGCAUCACCUAUUCGAUCUAUAAGAUCGUCUAUCCUUGGAAUCGGAAAGAAAUCAGAAUUUGUCACUGCAUUCACUUACCUGAAGUCGGUGCAAAACCUGUAACUUUUGUCAGGCUUUGGGGCUAAAAUACAUGGAGAACUCCAGUUACUAGAGCUUGGUUCAUUGAUAUCAUUUUCAAGCAUGUAUUUUAUUUCAGACCGGAUUAUUUCAAGUUUUUCCAGAUUGACCCUAUAGGGGUGUUGCUUGACCGGAACUGCAUUGCCAAUGUCAACAUCAUGUACAGCAAUGUUGGUUUUAUUAGGCACGUCAGGGAAAAGUAAAACAAAAUCCGCAAUAACAUACUUAACAACAUUUUUUCUGACAAUGACAAAUGUCCUAGUUUCUUAUCUAAGUUGGCCAGCAUUUCUGAAUUUUUAAGUUUGUAAUUACUAACUUUUUCUGGGACACUAUCAAAGGUUUCAGUAACAUUUUCUUUAGGUAAUGAAGUUACAGUUGAGAUUGUGUUAACAUUAGGUUCUGAGGAUAAACAAUGAUCAUCACAUUUUCUAUCAACAUAUUCUUUUAACAAAUUAAUGUGACAUAACUGUUUCUUUCUUUUAAGAUCUGGUGUUAACACAAUAUAAUUUAAAUCAUUAAGUUUGGACUCUACUACAUCAGGACCAAAAUAUCUGGCUUGUAGUGCCUGCCUUAGUAUCGGCAAAAGUACAAGCACUUUGCCCCCUGAAGCAAACUGUCUGAAUUUUGACUUUUUGUCGUACCAGACUUUCAUUUUAGAUUGUGCAUCUUUUAAAUGUGACUUAGCCAAAUUAACGGCAUUAAAAAGUUUAGAUUUAAAUUUUAGGACAUAGUCAAGAAGUUUUUCCAUGGGUGUCGAUGACACCACGUGUCUUUUAAAAGUUUAAGGGGACCGCGAACCGUGUGGCCAAACACCAGUUCGAAGGGGCUGAAUCCAAGUGAUUCUUGAACUGCUUCUCUUGCAGCGAACAGUAGCAUGUUGAUUCCUUCAUCCCAGUCUUUCUCUUGUUCUAGGCAGUACGUUCUCAUCAUGUUCUUCAACGUCUGAUGGAAUCGCUCAAGUGCUCCCUGUGACUCAGGAUGAUAUGCACUCAACAAGCGGUGUUCUAUGCCCAACUGGUUCAUCACUUGUUUGAAUAUUCCAGCCUUGAAGUUGGUUCCUUGGUCAGACUGUACAGACUUCGAAAGACCAAACAAUGUAAAAAACUUCAUCAAGGCUUUGACGAUGUUCGGAGUCUUGAUAUUGCGAAGAGCAAUAGCUUCUGGGAACCUUGUUGACGCACACAUGAUUGUCAGCAAGUAUUGGUGACCUGAUUUUGUCUUUGGCAGAGGUCCAACGCAGUCUAUAAUCAUGCGACUGAAAGGUUCUUUGAAUGCUGGUAUGGGUUGAAGAGGAGCUGCUGGUAUCUUCUGAUUUGAGUUCCCUACCACUUGAUAAGUAUGACAUGAUCUGCAGUAGUCAACCACAUCUUUCUUGAUUUUGGGCCAAAAGAAGUGUGAUGUGAUUUUGUGAUAUGUUUUGUUUACUCCCAAAUGGCCUGAAAGUGGUGAAUCAUGGGCUAAGUUCAGGACUUCGUUCCGGAAUGGUGUAGGAACUACUAUUUGAUGAACUAUCCUGCAUUCUUUGUCAGCAUUUGCGCCUGGAGGUUGCCAUUUUCUCAUAAGUAUGUCAUCUUGAAUGUAGUAGCAUACAGGGAAUUGUUCAGUUUCUUCUUGGGUCAAAGCGUUCUCUCGAAGUUUGACUAUUUCUGGAUCACUCUUCUGCUCUUCAAUAAGUUGCAUUCGAGUUGGAGUCUUGUGAUUACUUGCCUCUUCGUUUAGAUUGGCAAAAAUUGUUUUUCCCGGGUCAAUUUCAGGAUGGAUUUUAUUCCAUUUUUGUGACAUCUCUUCUUUGGAGAUCUUGGAAGACAUGGCCCUUGUCACAGCACAUGCUGGAUACAAUUCUUGAUCUUCUUCCUGAAUUUCAGUGAAAUAAGGUUCAUGAGUAACGAUGGGCUUGGCUAUUACCUUCCCACCAGCUAAGUCAUUGCCUAGCAGCAAAGAAAUGCCAUCCAAUGGUAAUGUUGGUCGGACACCCACAACCACUGGUCAGGAGACUAAGUCUGAUUUCAGAUUGAUGCUAUGUAAAGGUACAUCAAUGCAUCCCAGCUCUACACCUCGUAACAGGAUGUUGCUCCCAGUAGCAGUAGAUUCAAAGGGAAGGGGAAGUAUAACCUCAAGUAGCAAGGACUGUGAAGCACCUGUAUCUCGUAAGAUUUUGAUUGGUCGUAGACUGAAAAAAUCACCUGGAUAUGAUACGAAUCCUUCUGAUAUGAAAGGCAUGAAGUCUUGUAUGACAUCAGUAGUUUCUGAUGUAGAAUUUUGGACCUUGGUAGGUAAACUCUUGUUGGAGUCUUUAGAACAUUUGGCUAGGGUAGAGGAAGUAAAACUCUGUGUAGUCAUCAAAACUUGCACACAAAUCCUCGAUGAGAUGCCCUCUGGAGGUAGACCUCUUCUUGGAGCAAAAGGAUCUUGGCGACAAGCUCAUAAAACUCGCAGUCGAAGCAGGACCUUGGCUGGAGUCAGUAAAACUAGCCUUAUUGUUCAUAUUGAAACUCUUUGAUGAGUCAUGACAAACCUUUUUGAAGUUUGUAUGGACAUCUGGAGAGCAAAAACUCUUGACUUCUGAAAUUGUGUUUCCUAAUGUAUGACGAGACGUGCAAGCUGAGACUUUGUGUGGUGUACCAGGAUGUGUGGUCUUCUCAGUUUUCUUCUUGAGUUUCCAGCACUCAUCCCUCUUAUGUCCUUCUUUUUUACAGUAGACAUGUGUCUUUUUUGCUUGUUUCUUUUGUACCAGGCUUGUAUGAUUUUUGUGGAGGUUUACUGCAAGUUGAUGCUGUUGUCUUAGAGUGCCUGUCAUUUUUGGUGUCAAAUGGGUUCUUUGAGAGUUGAUGUGAGAUGGUGAAGUCAUCAGCUAACACUGCUGCCGUAUGUGCGUCACCUUCGCCACGGUCUGCAAUAUGUAUUCGCACCUCAGUGUUAUUUCUCUUUAUUUAUGUUGGUUUUAUAUUUUCCAGGCAUUUUUAAGAGUCAUAAAAAAACAUAUUUUUGUUUCAGAAUGUUUUGCUGGCUCGGAGUGUUUUGGAACCUUUGAAAAAGUAGUGUAUUUACAGUGUUUUAAUUUUUUUACUUUCAUUUUAGUUUAUUUUCAUCAUAAAUUAAGUCAAAUAAAAUUAUUUAUUUUUUUACAAAAAUUUGAAUUUUAAAUUUAAAAAAUUUUUUUUGGUCCUCAUAGUAUAUAUAAAUACUAUUCGUUAAAUCACAAAAAUCAACACAUUUCAGAUAUGUUGGUAUUUUUCCUUAUGCUCAAGUUGCAGUGAAAAGACGAGAGCAAAGUUUACAGGUGAAUGUAUAUUAUUAUAUUUAUUGAUUUUGAGGGCUAUUAGUGUUCAAUUAGGAGAUGCAUAAAUGUUUGUUUUUUUAAAAGGCAAACCAACCAAUGGUUGAUAAGAAACUAUUUCCAUCCUAAAAUAUUAUGGAAUUAGUUUUGGGAUAACUUUUAAAAUCUUAUUUACUGGUAUGUUAGUUUGAAAGAGAGUUUGAUAUUAAAUCACUUGAAUUUUAUUAUUUGACAUUAAGGAGUUUCAAAAGUGCCAAGACAGAGUCAGCAAGUACAAGGAGAGAGAUAGAACAGGUCAAAAUGUUGUCAAACUUGAUGUGGUAAGUUUGAUGUAAACAUACAGCAAAAGUUCCCCUUUAUUAUAGUCUCAUGCAGCAGUAAAUUAAGAGAAAGAGUCCCUUAUGACCGUUUUACAACUUAAAUGAUAGUUUUAGAGUUAGGGCUAAAAAAUUUAGCUCUCACAUUACUUGGUUAUAAAUCUUUGUAGAGCACAAAAGCAUUUCAUGCUGCCCAAGUUGAUUUCAAUAAUCAGAAUACAACUUUGAUGGAAGACAUCCCUAAAAUGAUAGAUGAUCGCACUGAUUACCUCCAACCAUCUCUUGAAGCUGAAAUUAAAUCACAGGUAAGUAUUUUAUGGUUGCUUUAAUUCCAAGAAUGGUUAACUGACCCGUAGUUAGAUAAUGUCAUAUGCCUCUAUUUUAAAACAGAAUUUCUUAAUUAAAACAUACUUAUUUUUAAAUACAUAAACGUUCUCGUAUUUUUAAAAAGAUACUUUACUUCUAUGCACUUUGUCAUAAGUGUGCUCAAGCAUUCAAUAAAUGUUUUUUCUACUGAUCAUGCAGGUGCAAUACACCACAGAAGCUGUAAAAGUGUAUGGUGACCUGUCCAAUUUAAUGAAUGGCCAUAGAGAACAUUCCAAGCAUGAUUAUGCUUCACAGAUUCAACAAGCACUGACAGAACUCAGAGCAUUGUCUAUUACAGCAGAUUAAAAUCUUAUCAUACAUCUGGAUACUGCUUCUAAUCAGAAUAUGAUAUAAUGAAUUAAUUAUUAGAAUUAGAACAUCAAAUUGAUGGUGAUAUGGACGUUGCCUUAACCUAAAUGUUUAUAUUAUAUAUCCUUGAAAUUUCUGGGAGUUUUUUUAAAUUCUUUGUUGCUAAGUAUUUUUCAUGCUAAAUAUGUAUUUACAUUUAAUUUUGCACAUGUUUGUAAUUUGUAUAUUGUCAGCACUUUUAAAUUAUUUCAUUAUCAUUUACUGAUUUAGCACUUUAAAAAUGGAUAUUAUGAAACACAUUUUAUAUAUUUAUUUCAUUUAGACAGUAAAUGCAUAUAAUAUUAUCAUUUAUCUAUUCCCUUUAUUUAUUUUAUUUGUGGCUGAAAUAAUGAUUAUUUUACAACUAUCUUUGUCUGAUUUGCACACAAACCUUAUAUUGGCCUUCCAUAAAAAUGAGUAUUUCAAUUUCGUGUGCCAAGAUUUAUGAAAUACCUUUACUUCUUUGAUGAUGAUAUCUUCCUAUACAUUGUGAGUUUACACAUAAACGAGCAAAUACUCAACUAUCAGCUAAGUUCAGCUCGCUACUGUAGAAAUUAAUAGGACUUUAAUUACUUGUUUAAUGAAAAUCAUUGGAAUUGAAAUUAAAUGAUUUUAUUAAAUAAGAAUUUUAAUAUUUUAUUAGCUCCUUGAAUAGUAUCAGAAUAUCAUCUGUAAUUGUACUUGUAAACUUUUCUACUUAGAAGUCAUCCAUGUAAUACAUAUGCACUGAGUGGGGUUGUCAAUUUUGCAUGUGUGUGGUGGGUGGGGGGCUGUCUCGGCAGAAAGUGCAUACUCUAUGGGGCUGAAACUUGGAGAACAGUGAGCAUUACGCAGCAAGUACAGAACUUUAUAAACACUUGCCUUAGAAAGAUCCUGAACAUCAAAUGGUCAAACGACAUCACCACCAAAGACUUACCACUGGUAAUACCAGGAGCCUAAUGCUAUUGCUGAAGACAUAAGGAAAAGAUGGAGGAGGAUAGGGCACACUCCUCGUAAACCCCCAGAUGACAUCACCAGACAAUUCCCAGAAUGGAAUCCACAGGGAAACAGAAGAAGGCCUAAGAAUGCACUGAGACGCAUGCUAGAAGCAGAUGCACAAAGUGUGGAAUACAUCUGGAAAGGAAAGCACAGAACAGAGAUAAAUGGAAAAUUCUUGUAGAGGGCCUAUGACCCAGACAUGGUAAAAAGCAUACAUAAAUAAGUACGUUGACUAAGAAUAUGUACAGGUAUAUAAUUUUGUUUAAAAUUUUUUAAGUUUGUAUAUUAUUAGUUAUGUUAGUGUUAGAUUGAGCUAUUUGUGUUAAGGAUUGGAUUGUUCAUUGAUAAUAAUCUCUUUAAAUUUUAAAUAAAUAUUUUACCGGUAUUUAUUUGACUGCCACCAGUACAACAAUAAUGGUCAAUGUUAUGUAAAAGUUCAAAAUCGUUUAUUUUAUAUUAAUUCUACUCAAUUGUACUUUAUUUUUGUUCAUCUCUCGAGCUUUUAAUUUUAAUUCAUCAUUUUAUUAUGAUUAAUUCAGUACCGUAACAUGCACUUUGAUUAUAUUGUUUGUAUGUAUUGUAUUGAUCCAUCCCUGUACAAGUACAAGCCCAUGUAGAGCUUUGUCCUGCCUCACCACAUCCUUCCUUCCACUCAGAACUGAUGCUUUUCUCCUCCAUGCUUGGAUUCCCAGCUGCUGUAGUUUCCUCUCCACAUUAUCCACCCAUCAAGUUCAAGCUUAGGUUUGCCUUUGACUUGAACCGUUUUCCUGGGGGGGGGGAGUUGGGAGUGCAACACCCAUUCUUCCAUGCUUGGAUUCCCAGCUUCUGUAGUUUGCUCUCCACCUUAUCCUCCCAUCAAGUUCAAGCUUAGGUUUGCCUUUGACUUGAACCGUUUUCCUGGGGGGGGGGGGAGUUGGUAGUGCACCACCCAUUCUUCCUAAAUGUCUAGCCCAGCGUAGUCUGCCCUUUUAUUUCUUCUACCGGUACUACUAAUAGGGUGGAAUCCUGAUAUAUACAUUAUUUGUAUUAUAAAGCUCUGUCAAUAUUAUUUUACUUUUAACACAUUUCCUUUUAAUUGCUAUUCAUUUUAUCAAGGUGGAUGGCACUUCCAAUAAAUUCUAAAUACCGGUAUACCAGUCGGUAUACCGGUACUUGUAGUUGUAGGCUAGUACUAUUACUUAAUAAAAAUUGGCAAUUUGUAUCUGUUUUAAAUGCACCAGAACAUCCUUACACUUACAGUUUUAGUUUAAAUCUUACUUGGAUUCAAAUGGUUCAUUAUUUCAUUAGGGGUGGCUCUGGCAAUUUCACUGUUCUGACAAAUGUUAUUUGUUGUCAAUCAUAUGUAGUUAAUUUUCCAUUACAUUUGAGGCACUGGGUUCUAGUUCUAGCCAGGUGUAGAAUAUUUGCAUAGAAAUAACCUGCCAUCAGAUCUGUUAGUUAUUUAAAUAUGUAGUUUUUCCACCUCACUUGCAUACUGUCACUGUUUUUAUUGGUAGUGUUGGCAUAUAGAAUGAUAACAUUGUUCCAAAUUAUUAUUAUUAGUGGUGGUUUUAUAUGGCGGGGUACUCCAGACUAGGAUGGGGCUCAAGGCGCUGUACAUAUGAUUUAACAAAUAUAAUCAUGAACUUAAAAAUUAACAUACCAGUACAUUAAUUAAAUUAAACUUUUUUUUACAUGUACUAUUUAUUACUUCCAUCUUUAGUUUAAUUAAGACAAGGCGAAUCAUUUUCAAGUUAUCUUAUUCAAGUUUGGAUUAUGCAAGAUUAGAAGCAUCAUUUCAUCAUUUUAAUUUGAUCAUUUAAUUAACAAUGAUGAACAUUCUAAUACUAAUAUAUAUAUAUAUAUCAAAGCAUGUUCAUAUAUAUGAUAUACUUUUAAGAGGAAACAUUUCUCUGGUGCUGGGCAAGAGAUUAAUCAGAAAGGUUAUGUUUUGAAAUGCAUGUUCAGGAAUGGGAGUAUUUGUAGUAAUGUAGAGGGCAUUAAAGCAUGAUCAUUUCCUGUUUUUAUUUUUAAAAUCUUUUGAAAAUAUAGGUACCAGUAAUAAGAUUAAGAUAUUUUAAAAGUAAAGCUUAGUUUAAGGUUAUAUAGUUUCAAUGUGUUGUUAUUCCAAAGUAGUAAUCCAGUACCUUACUAAACAAAGAGUUAAGCAGAAAAAGUAAUAGCAUGGAACAAUUUUAUGGAUAACCACAGAUGAAAUAAUCAUUGGUAAAGUGAAGAUGACAAAGCCUGUGUGGUUCUAUGGGUAUACACUAUUUCAAUAUAUAAUUUACUUUUUCCUGGGCUUGACAUUUGAUAGAACAAGUCAGCCAUUACCCUGUUGAGUUAAGAAUAGAUUUUAAAGAAUGCCAUACCAGUAUAACGUUUUCCUUGCAAUUUAUAUUUUCCGCCUAUGACCUGUGAUGCACCCUCCUUGCCCUACCUAAUUUUCUGUUUCGGUUUAAUCCUGAAGUGUCAAAGUGUCCUCUUUUUAUAGCCAUUUUCAUUGUUUCUAUAGAAUAGUAGUUACUAUCCUAGUGUCUCAUUUGUAUUUAAUUAGUUUACAUGUUUUAAUAAUUGUAAAGCGCUUAGAGCUUUAUGAUAAGCGCUAUAUAAAAAUGCCUAAAUAAAUAAAUAA
Molecule: messenger RNA, 15989 nt
Organism: Lymnaea stagnalis (great pond snail)
Lineage: Eukaryota; Metazoa; Mollusca; Gastropoda; Lymnaeidae
Source: the annotation of a GenBank genome assembly